Messenger RNA from Symbiodinium sp. CCMP2456, 2389 nucleotides. NCBI's taxonomy places the organism in Eukaryota, Dinophyceae, Suessiales, Symbiodiniaceae. The record is from the annotation of a GenBank genome assembly.
AUGGGCAUCCCUGCUUUCGGCACACACCUUCGUGUCACCGCCGACUACAACAGCCUGAGCCGACGCGACGAGUGGCAUCCUGCCUGGGCUGGAGUUUGGCUCUACGAGAUCCGCGCCUAUGGGAAGGAGGUCAACGCCACGGUCUCCAACGUGCUGCAGUUGGACACUCCGCUUGAAGCAGAUCACUGGGGAGGCCACCGUCAGGUGGAGGGCUACUGGCUUGAAAUGGCUGCAGAAGUGGUGAACCUACAGCGUUCUGUCGUGAUCACGGGCGAUCACUACGAUUUCUCGACUUCGGCCAAAGGCCUCCACACCAUCAGCGCCCACGGGGGUGUCAUGGACAUCCGCUUUGCACGUGUGGAGUACUGCGGCCAGCGGAACUUCAUGGGCAAGUAUUGUCUCCAUUUCCACCAUGCCGGGCAAUGCCCAGACUGUACCUUCAAGGGCAACGCUGUGUACCAGUCUGCGCAGAUUGGAAUUACGGUCCAUGGCACUCACCGCUCCCUCGUUGAGGGCAAUGUUAUGUGGGAUACAGCCUCUGCAGGCGUAUAUGUUGAAGAUGGCAACGAGAUGUUCAACACCAUCAGCAACAACGUCAUCAUCUGCUCGGUACACUCCAAGUGCUCAACGCCGUGGGACGUACAGCUGGACAAUGCUGCAGGAAUCUACAUGAUCGGAAUGACGAACAAUCUGAUCCAGAAUCGUGUUGCCGGCUUCGAGAACUGCAUUUGGACCCACGGCUCCAUCUACCUGAACGGCCAGGGUGCAGCCCUGGGCAAAGUCUGCCCACAGAACACGCCUUUCGGGAUCUUCCGGGGCAAUGUUUGCCACGACAACAACCGCUUCGGGAUCUAUCUCGACAACCAACGGCCUCGAAACCUCGAGAGGGACGGGAAUGGCUUCGUCGCAGAUAUGGGCACCUGCGGCGAGUUUACCGCGGAUGGCCGCGACAACGGAGUGACCCCGGCCAAUGUCAUCGAAGACCAGUUUGACUGGCACAACGACUUCGUCGGCCAGUAUUCCAUGGGUGACAUCGCCUUCCUGCGUUUUGUGAGCGUCAACAACGCGCACGACCUGUACUGGAAGGAGUCGAAGAACUUUGCCGAUGGCCAGACCCAUCACAUCCGGGACUCCUUGUUCCUCAGCGAUCCGAAGGACAGAACCAUCAUCAAGAUCGCCCUGAUUGCAGGUCCGGCGGGCCCGUUCACCUUCCGUAUCACGAACACCACCUUCGCGGGCGGAGGGCUCGGAUGCGGUGCGAUCUGUGCGGCCCAACACUGCGGCCUGGGUGGCGCAGGUGGCCCGUGCAAUGUGCAGUACCUGCUCUCAGCGGUGAACCUCACGAAGGUUCACGCCGGUGACAAGAAGAUCGGCUUCGGAAUCAGCACGGUGGACCUGGGCUACGUGCAGCCCAUGUUCCUCUCGCAAGACGACUCCCUGGGCGGUUACAGGUCCAUGGUCAGCAGGCACCUGAACGGCUUUGCAAACCUUACCGGCUGCGAGGCGCUCGAGAGCGAGGAGUGGGACCACGCGGUCGCCUGCUCGAUCGAGGUGCGUCGCCUGAAUCUCUGGAGUGCUGACCUCGGCGACUUGAAGCUGACCGGUCCUGGAUACGAUGUCGAGCCCAACAACAGCACCGUCGUCAAGGGAAUGAAUGCGGGCAAGCUGAUCUGGGAGCCCAUGCAUCGGGGUUACGGUGCCGUGGUCGCCUUGGGGAGCAACUACACCGUGGCAGGCGACUUUCGGGGCGAUAUUGCCACAGAGCUGUCGGAUCUGGUUCUAGAGGAAGUCACCGGGCAGACGGAAGCAGUCAAGGUCACUAUCGGCAACUACACAUGUCAGGUGGCAGCUGCAGAUGAUCGCAGCUGGCUAGGCGUGCAGGGCCGUGCACCCUGGACGGCACCCAGCGUGUCCUGCCUGACACAGGCCUACGAGGCUUCCAGCUUGGUGAAGACCACCACAGCUGCCGCCACGACCCUCUCAGCUACUACAACGGCUCCCGGGACAUGUGGCCUGGAGUCCGAGGUGCCCUGCUGUCCCGAUGGAAGCUGCACCGACCAGUGCCGAGGCUCCGAGUGUUGCCCGACGCCCGAGGGUACGAGGACCUGCCCAUCCGCGUCUGUGGUCGAGGCUCCUACCUGCCAGUUGGGGAAGCGGUACGACUGCACCGGAAAGACGGGCGUCUCUGGCUCAUGCGAGUUCCCGAACCCUCCGGCGAUUGGGUACUUCUGGGACCCCUUCUGCCACCUCGGCAAGCUGGGCUGCUUCGCCGACGGCAAGAACGUGGAGUGCCGAUUCUGUGGCUCUGGUGCAUUCCAGGAAGUCCCAUGCUUAACGACGACAACAACUUCGACGAUUACCACAACGACCACGACUACGACCACCGCAG